AUGGAGAACAACACCGUAGUGAAGGAAUUUCUUUUGUUGGAAUUGACUUAUGUUCAAGAGCUACAGCCUGUAAUCUUCAUGGUUUUCCUCAUUUUAUAUGUGAUAAACCUGCUUGGAAAUGAGGCCAUAUUGGUGGUUGUCAUCUCAGAGCCGAGACUGCACUCCCCCAUGUACUUUUUCUUGGGAAAUCUUUCUUGUCUGGAUAUUUGCUGUGCCUCAGUGACACUGCCCAAGCUAAUGUCCAACGUCCUCUCCAGGCAAAGCACCAUAUCCUUCCUAGGGUGCAUCACUCAGCUUCACUUUUUCCACUUUCUGGGUUGUACUGAAGCAUUUUUGCUAACCCUUAUGGGAUUUGAUAGAUUCAUAGCCAUCUGCAACCCACUUCGCUACCCUCUCAUCAUGAACCCCCAGAUGUGUGUUCUGAUGGCCGCUGUGGCCUGGGUCAGCAGCUUCUUCUAUGGUUUGAUGCAUUCUGUGAUGACUGCACACCUGAACUUCUGCCACUCUCAGAAAGUCAAUUACUACUUCUGUGAUGUCAAGCCUCUGUUGGAAUUGGCUUGUGGUGACACAAAGAUCAAUCGGUGGCUUGUUUCUGUUGUCACUUGCAGCUUAACCAUGGCGGCCUGCUUCCUCACUGUCCUUUCCUACUUCUAUAUUAUUGGCUUUCUUCUGUGGAAGAACCGGUCUUGUAAUGCUCUCCGGAAGGCAAUGUCCACUUGUGCCUCCCACUUUAUGGUAGUGUCUCUGUUUUAUGGCACUGUGGGGCUUAACUACAUUCCUCCUACUUCUGCUGAAUCGAUAAUACAGGAAAAGUUUGCAGGUAUCAUUCACACAACUGUCAUUCCAGUGCUGAAUCCCCUGAUCUAUACUCUUAGAAAUAAGGAAGUUAUGCUGGCUCUCAAAAGAGUCUUCCAGAGGAAGUUUUUGCUAAAGUUUUCACUUAGAAGAAAACCUUUUGCAACAUUCAAAUGA
This is a messenger RNA of Dipodomys ordii (Ord's kangaroo rat), 972 nucleotides long. Its product is annotated as olfactory receptor 12D3-like. NCBI's taxonomy places the organism in Eukaryota, Metazoa, Chordata, Mammalia, Rodentia, Heteromyidae. The coding region runs from base 1 to 972 and encodes 323 amino acids. Gene Ontology annotation, cellular component: membrane. Gene Ontology annotation, biological process: G protein-coupled receptor signaling pathway. The transcript has a single exon. The record is from RefSeq and is a predicted model, not a curated record. Gene Ontology annotation, molecular function: olfactory receptor activity; G protein-coupled receptor activity.